Mirounga angustirostris (Northern elephant seal) is the source of this 17228-nucleotide messenger RNA. It is a transcript of the gene CBFA2T3, whose product is annotated as CBFA2/RUNX1 partner transcriptional co-repressor 3. The transcript is spliced from 12 exons. NCBI's taxonomy places the organism in Eukaryota, Metazoa, Chordata, Mammalia, Carnivora, Phocidae. Gene Ontology annotation, molecular function: transcription corepressor activity. Gene Ontology annotation, cellular component: nucleus. Bases 9303 to 11078 code for a protein of 591 amino acids. The record is from RefSeq and is a predicted model, not a curated record. Gene Ontology annotation, biological process: negative regulation of DNA-templated transcription; DNA-templated transcription.
AGAGAGCUGGCGCUGUGACGGGCAUUUGCCCCACCCCCCUUGUGUCCUCUGGAUGGGGGAAGCCAGGAGACUGGUGCGGCCGGGGAGGCAGCGGGCUCUGCUGUGUGGCCAGCAGGCUGGUACCCAGAGAGCCACACUGGGCGGCUGUGCCGCCCCACGGCCCGCAACACUGGAAGGGGAAAGGGAAGCAGAAAGGCUUGAGCAGUAGGAACAGAUGUGGUGCUCCGUGCUCUCCAAGAGCUAGACAGAUGCAGGGCGGGAGGAAGAGAAGAUCAGGGUAGGGCCAGUUUUCUGGUGGAAUCCGGCUUUCUCUGGAAGUGCCUGGGUCUCCGGGUGACUGGGGAGAAGGAACGGGCCUGCGGGUGCUCCUGGCUAUUCACAAGGCCAGCACAGCUGGUGAGCUGAGGGAUUUCAGCUGGACAUCUCCCCGCAGACACUCCGGGGUUGCCCCCCCCCACACACCCUUCGGGCCUGGAGCUCCUUCUCUGUCACCGGGUUAUCCGCGUAAUUGAGUUACCACCUCCAGGAAAUCUCUGAUUUGGCCCCACAUAUUUUCAUUUCUGCAUGACUGGAGGAAAUUAAUUUUCCUUCCUACGCGAGGAUCUGGAGACGCAGACGGCAGCCGGGGCCACUAAUCCACAAGAUACAAGCCCGCAGUGCUGCCUGCACCACAGGCCACGGCUCCAGCCCCGGGUGGGGUCUGGGCGAGGCCUUUCCCUGCCACCUUCUGGAACUGUCAGGGUGCCGUCGGCUGGCCUUCCCCACCCCUGCUGCCCCGUCAGUGGGUUGAGUCUGGGACUGUCUGAUUCAUCCUCAGCCUCCCACGGCACCACGGUGUGCAGGAUGGCUGUUGAAGUCGGUGGAUCCCAGUUCCUUUUCUGAGUCAUUGUAUGUCUGUGUGCAUACACGUGUGUUCGGAAUCCCAAACGUGGAAGAGGCUGCGCGACCCGUGUCCCCGACACAUGGCAGAGAGCUGGCAUGCAGUAGGUGCUUAAUUAGUGCCGCUUCCGAGGAGGGGACUGGCAUUUGGGGGGGCAGCUGUGUCCUGCCCCCCGCACCACUCUCUCCUGCGAGGGCACCUGGUCCUGCUGAGCGGCCCCCGGGGGCAGCGCUGCCCCUCAGCACUCACGGAGUCAGUAAGACAACCGGCAAGCGCGCUGGAACUUAAUCUCACGACGCCCAGAGAGCUGCAGGCCCGUCAGGCCCACGAGGGGAGCCCACGUGUGCCCGUGAGCCCCCGCUCCUUCCCCGCAUGGCGCCUCCGGCCGACAGCGCCUGCCCAGCCCCCGUCAGCUGGCCUCCCCGUGCCCCGGCCCUCGUCCCUGGCCUGACUGCCAGCGCUCCUCCCGUACCUGCGGGGACUGGGAGCUGAGAGCUGGGCGCUGACAAGUGGUUCAUGUCCCAGAUGUUAGAGCCGCACCUGGACAGGCACGUGGGGCACAGUGGUGACAGCCGUCAGCAUGGCGCCACCUGGAGUCAGAGUUUCCCCGGGCUCAGGGAUGGGGAGGAGGAGCACCUCUACCCUGUCUGGGUCAUGGAAGCCCAGGGGCAGCCCUCUCCGCCCACCCUGGGACCCGGGGGGGACAGGAGCUGGGAGGGGACAUUGUCAUCUGAGAUCCUUUAGAAGCCACUGGAUGCUGUGUGUCUGCUAGUAGACCAGGGGAUGCAAACACAGUGACGCGUAGCCGGUGUCACCUCCCAGGCCUGGGGGUGGAGGAGGGGGCGUCCGGGACCCUGUGGGGGUCCAUGCAAGACUGAGGUCUCGCCAAGAUUACACUGAACUGGACAGAACCGGGCCCGGAAGGUGUUUAUCUUCCGCUGCUCGUCCACUGGGCAGGUCAGGGGGGAAGCCCCGCACUGUGGGGGGCAGGGGCAGAACAGUACCGAAGCAGGAGCCCCCAAAGCCCACACUCGGGGCCCGCAGGCCCGGCCGGGCUAUGCUUCCUCUCGUAACCUCAUGACAAGCCUGCCGGUGGGCACCCUUGCUGUCCCACUUACCAGGCGGAGACGCCGAGGCCCAGAGAGGCUCACCAGAGGCAGGCAGGCAGGCGCCACACCGAGCUGCUUCUGUGACCGAGGGUGGACAGGCCCCUGGAGCUUUCCAGAGUUGUGUGUGUGGUGUCCGUCCCUUCACUGCACACAGUGUGGCCAUCCAGAGGGACGGAGUGGGGCCGCUGCGACUGGAGGGGCAGGAGGAGCCUGGAAACUCGGGAUUGGUGGAUAUCCGUCUGGGGUGCAGCCUUUGGGGCCAGGGCUCACUGGGGGCCGUUCAGAGGGGUUGACCAAGGCUCCUUCUCUGGACCACGUCCCGGGCAGACUGGGCAGGCACCGUGCUGUAGGUUCCCAGAAGCCAGUCACCCGCUGGACAGUCCUUUGUCCUUGCAGCUCUCGGGCUGCCUGAGAGGACUGUUUGAGAUGGCGAGCCACACCUCCAAAUCCUUUCCUGGGGUCAUGACCCCAGACUUCUGGGCAAACAAGCAGGUCUGGUUCUAUGUCCAAGGUUCCCCCAAGACUGGGACCCCCUUCAUGUGGGGCUUGGAUAAGACCGUGCAGAAGGCAGGGGCUGCAGGAGGUGGCCCGGCCCCCAAGUGCUUUGGAGGACUGCCUUUAGCCAGGAACACAAAUGCAAGCAAGGGCUUUGGUGUCUGGAGACACAUUCCUGGAGUGGAAACCGCCCUUAUAGCAUCAGUGGAAAGACCCAGGCCGAGGCCUGGCAUGCGGGAUGGAAACUCAUGAUGUAACAGUGAUAAAUAAUUGGUUCCUGGUUCCCACUUAUGAGCGCACAGCUCGACCUGGGGCGUGGGGCAGACGGCUGAGCUGGAGCCUCAGACGUGCGAGAAGAUGCUUCCUACCCACGCUGUUUGCAGCACGAAAACAGAAGUGAAGACUUCUGCUUUUUGUAAUUCCUGGGACCUCACGGUGAGCCAGAUGUCACUGGGAAGGAAAACAAAGAUGCACUUGGCCGUAAUACGGAAGAUGUGUCUUCCUGCUCUGCUGUCUACCCACAUGCUCUCAGCUGUACACCGCUGGGAGCCCGGGGUGCCCCGAGGCUGGGAGCCUGGCGGACGUGGCAGGGAGGUUUGGGGAGGAUUCCAGGCACAGGCGCAUUCGUCUGUCUACUGGGGCAGAGAAAAGUCUUUGGGGGGGGCAGAGAGAAGGAGACUGGGGCUGGUGGGGAGGGUGCUUUGUGAGCUCCAUGGCCCUGAACACGGCUCACAAGGACAUCCUCGCUGUCUGGUCCUGACCUGGGAGCGCCCGGGAAAGCCAGGCUGAGGCAGUGGGAGGGAUGGGCAGCACGCUGGCUUCUCUGAGUCCUACUGCUUGGCCUGCAAUCCCAGCUCCCCUCCCAGUGGCUGUGUGGCAUCAGCAAAUCUCUCACCCUCUCUGUCUCCAGUUUCAAAUGCAAAGCGCAGUCCCAGGGCCCCCUCCCCCUUCAGAUGGUGCCGAGGUAUGUGGGGCACGGGGUCUGUCCUUGCUGAUCACUGGCCUGUGGACGUGGCUAUCACAUUCCUGCUCUGGGGGGUACCCGUUGCCAUCCUGGGGUUGGCUGGUGAGUGUGGGGAUCUGGUGCCUCUGCGGAGGGUGAACCCUUGUUUCUCUCCUUCCCAGGCAGGCCUGUGCAGGUGCUUACUGGUCCUGCCACACAGCCCAGGCCCCACGCUGCUGACCCCCUUCCCCACAUAUGGGGACACCAGCCCUGUUCCCCUUCCAUUUCAUGGAGGGGACACUGAAGCUGAGACCGUCAUGUUCCGUGGCUACUUGGUGACAGAGGUGGGCUUCCAACCCAUGGGAACCCAGGGCACCUGACUCUGGAGCCCCUGUGUCUCUGCCCUCCAGGGUCGCCAAACAGCUGGGGUCCUUGGGAACCCGGGCCCCCACUUCUUCCUUCGGCCGCCCCCUGCAGCCCUGCACAGCCUCAGCAGCCCAGCCUGGACCCUUUCCUGCUGUCCUCCCCUGUGCCCGAGAAGUCAGAACAGGACUGCCGGCCCUGGGCCGAGGGCACCGUUCCGUGUCCGUUUGGCUGUGUCCGGGGUGGAAAGAAGAGGAGGCAUGUGCGCUGCUGAUAGAGUGCAUGUCCACGGCGGGCGUAGCCACGGGUCCCGCCGGUGGCCCUUCUGCCGUCCUGGAGACCGUGGCCUUCCGAGCAUCUGGGGCUGGUCUGGGCCACUCACUCCUCGCAGGGGCUGCUGGGCUGGCCCCGCCGGGCUCUGGUCUGCAGGCAGGGAGCAGGAUGGACGCCGCCCAGCUGUGGGGUGGCCAUCUGGUGUGACCCCCUCCGGUCACGCCCCUCUGAGCUUCCAUGUCCUGUCCGGGGGCGGCCACCUCGGAGCCGCUGGGGCGUCCUGUGGAGGCCGCUUGCUCCUGCCUUUUCCACGGGAAGCGCGCCCUCUUGUGGCGGCUCAGGGUGGGGGUGGGGGUCUGGACUGAGACCCUCUCCACCCGCCUGUGGUCUGAUUGGGUGUGGAGAGUCCUGUCACCAAGAUGUGGCCUCUCUGGGUGCCUCACGGAAGUUUGGAGUUUCAUCUGCUUAUUCCGUGUGAUGUGAGUUAGAGGCCGGAGGCUUAUUCUAGAGGCUUAUUCCGUGUGAUGUGAGAUGCCCCGGAGGCCGCAUCCUGCGGGAGGUGCUCUAGGGCAGCUCCUUUGAGGAAGCGUUGGCUCACACCAGCCUUGGUGGGCCCGGAGCUGUGCCCAGCACCCACGAGCAAAGCAGACCCGGCCACGACACAAGGUGGCCAUGUGUGACAAUUUAGAUUGUGGCCAUGUUAAAAAAAAAAAAGAAAGAAAAGGGAAAACAGUGCAAUUUUCGUCACAUGUCUUAUUGAACUGAAAGGACCCAAAAUGUUGUCUUUUCACUCUGCAAUUGGUUUUUUAAAUUGUUGAGACCUUUUUUUUUUUUUUAGAGACUUUGAAGUUCUGUAUGCGUUUUGCAUGCUGGGCAUCUCAACUCUGGCCAGCCACGUCGGCCAGCUCGUGGCAGCCAUGUCAGACGGGACAGGGCAGAGGGCACAGGGAAUUCCCAGACGACCCGCACAUGAGGGCAGGCUGAGGUGGCACUGUGCAGCGUGACGCUUGGGACAGCCCCACGGAAGUGGCAGGCAGCAGAGGGGGGAGGGAAGGGCUCCAGGCAGGGGAAGGCUGGCUGUGGAGCCAGAUGGCAGGACCCUGGACGCAGAGAGGACUCUGGCUUUUGUCCCUGGAGCCCCCUGAGCCUGGCUGGCUGGGGCGGGGGCUGGUCAGAUUUGCAUUUUGAGAAGGCCGUCCAGGGCAGAACAUGGGGAGACACAGGGAGGCAGCGUCCAGACGCAGGGCUCUGCGGGGCGGGGGUCAGGGUUGGACUGCUGGGGGAGGCGUCCAGGGCGAUGCUGAGUCCUGGUCAGUCUCCAGACAGUGUAUGUGUCCAGGAGAAGCUGCACCUGCCACCCUUCCCUGUGCGUCUCACCUGGAGCUCCCAGCGUCAGCCCAGAGGCCGCUUCUGUCCCGCAGUCCGAGUGCCGGUGGGAACGUGGCAGCCCAGGGUGCUUCUUUCCUAAAAAGGCACACUUCAACCACCUACACAUCCGUCUUUGCCUCGUGAGGAAGGGUGGAGGGCCCUGUACAUGGGGGGGGGGUGUCCAGCCCGAAGGGGAGGAGCUCACUCCGUGGACCUGGAGUCCUUGUGUGUGUGAGCGUGUGAAUGAGUGUAUUAUGUAUGUGUACAGGUCUGAAAACCAGGCCUGAAGGAAGUGUGACCUCUGACCUGGCUAGCCAGAGAGCGGUUGCUCUGGGGCACUCAUGGGGAGCCCAAGGGCUGGCCUCUGUGUCCAGAGUGACCGCCACAGCAGUGCACGGCAGCAUCUGGCCCCCAGCUGGCCUUUCCUGCCCAAUGGCACUGCAGCCCCUGAGAACUGUGUAUAAAGUGUCCCCAGACUCGAUGGGACCACCUCACAAGUCCCAAUAUGCCAGCCCCAGCCAGGACCCCACAAACUGGAGACCCAAGUCAGCACCCAGUAAGAGGGCUAGCAGAGGACUCAGAGAUGGGACUUUAUCCCCAGGACACCUGUCACCACACACCUACAUGGGCUGUCCCCAAGAUGCCUGUCACUACACAUCUACAUGGACCAUUUCAGGACACCUGUCACUAUAAUACAUCUACAUGGACUCUGCCGGGAUUUGUCAUUAGCAUCCAUGCGGACUGUCCCAGGACACCUGUCACUACCAUCUACUUGGACUAUCCCAGGACACCUGUCACUACCAUCUACUUGGACUAUCCCAGGACACCUGUCACUACCAUCUACUUGGACUGUCCCAGGACACCUGUCACUACCAUCUACAUGGACUGUCCCAGGAUGCCUGUCACUACACGUCCAAUGGACUGUCCCAGGAUACUUGUCACUACCAUCUACAUGGACUGUCCCAAGACGCCUGUCACCACCAUCUACAUGGACUGUCCCAGGAUGCCUGUCACUACACGUCCAAUGGACUGUCCCAGGAUACUUGUCACUACCAUCUACAUGGACUGUCCCAGGACGCCUGUCACCACCAUCUACAUGGACUGUCCCAGGAUGCCUGUCACUACACAUCCAAUGGACUGUCCCAGGAUACUUGUCAUUACCAUCUACAUGGACUGUCCCAGGACGCCUGUCACCACCAUCUACAUGGACUGUCCCAGGACACCUGUCACCACCAUCUACAUGGACUGUCCCAGGACACCUGUCACUACACAUCUACAUGGACUGUCCCAGGACACCUGUCACUACACAUCUACAUGGACUGUCCCAGGACUCCUGUCACUACACAUCCAAUGGACUGUCCCAGGAUGCCUGUCACUACCAUCUACAUGGACUCUCCCAGGACGCCUGUCACUACCAUCUACAUGGCCUGCCCCAGGAUGCCUAUCAUUGCUCAUCUGCAUGGACUGUCCCAGGACGCCUGUCACUACCAUCUACAUGGACUGUCCCAGGACACCUGUCACUACACAUCCAAUGGACUGUCCCAGGAUACUUGUCACUACCAUCUACAUGGACUGUCCCAGGACGCCUGUCACCACCAUCUACAUGGACUGUCCCAGGACACCUGUCACUACCAUCUACAUGGACUGUCCCAGGACACCUGUCACUACACAUCUACAUGGACUGUCCCAGGACUCCUGUCACUACACAUCCAAUGGACUGUCCCAAGAUGCCUGUCACUACCAUCUACAUGGACUCUCCCAGGACGCCUGUCACUACCAUCUACAUGGCCUGCCCCAGGAUGCCUAUCAUUGCUCAUCUGCAUGGACUGUCCCAGGACGCCUGUCACCACCAUCUACAUGGACUGUCCCAGGACGCCUGUCACCACCAUCUACAUGGACGUCCCAGGACGCCUAUCAUUGUACAUCUACACAGACUGUCCCAGGAUGCCUAUCAUUGCUCAUCUGCAUGGACUGUCCCAGGACGCCUGUCACCACCAUCUACAUGGACUGUCCCAGGACGCCUGUCACCACCAUCUACAUGGACGUCCCAGGACGCCUAUCAUUGCACAUCUACACAGACUGUCCCAGGAUGCCUAUCAUUGCUCAUCUGCAUGGACUGUCCCAGGACGCCUGUCACCACCAUCUACAUGGACUGUCCCAGGACGCCUGUCACCACCAUCUACAUGGACGUCCCAGGACGCCUAUCAUUGCACAUCUACACAGACUGUCCCAGGAUGCCUAUCAUUGCUCAUCUGCAUGGACUGUCCCAGGACGCCUGUCACCACCAUCUACAUGGACUGACCCAGGACACCUGUCACUACACAUCCAAUGGACUGUCCUAGGAUACUUGUCACUACCAUCUACAUGGACUGUCCCAGGAUACCUGUCACCACCAUCUACGUGGACUGUCCCAGGACACCUGUCACUAUCAUCUACAUGGACUGUCCCAGGACACCUGUCACUAUCAUCUACAUGGACUGCCCCAAGAUGCCUGUCAUUGCUCAUCUCUAUGGACUGGCCCAGGACGCCUGUCACUACCAUCUACAUGGACUGUCCCAGGACACCUGUCACUACACAUCCAGUGGACUAUCCCAGGAUACUUGUCACUACCAUCUGCAUGGACUGUCCCAGGACGCCUGUCACCACCAUCUACAUGGCCUGCCCCAGGAUGCCUAUCAUUGCUCAUCUUUAUGGACUGUCCCAGGACGCCUGUCGCUACCAUCUACAUGGACUGUCCCAGGACACCUGUCACUACACAUCUACAUGGACUGUCCCAGGACUCCUGUCACUACACAUCCAAUGGACUAUCCAGGAUACUUGUCACUACCAUCUGCAUGGACUGUCCCAGGACGCCUGUCACCACCAUCUACAUGGACUGUCCCAGGACGCCUGUCACUACCAUCUACUUGGGCUGUCCCAGGACUCCUGUCACUACACAUCCAAUGGACUAUCCAGGAUACUUGUCACUACCAUCUGCAUGGACUGUCCCAGGACGCCUGUCACCACCAUCUACAUGGACUGUCCCAGGAUGCCUGUCACUACCAUCUACUUGGACUGUCCCAGGACGCCUGUCACUACCAUCUACUUGGGCUGUCCCAGGACGCCUGUCACUACACAUCCAAUGGACUAUCCAGGAUACUUGUCACUACCAUCUGCAUGGACUGUCCCAGGACGCCUGUCACUACCAUCUACUUGGACUGUCCCAGGACGCCUGUCAUUGCACAUCUACACAGACUGUCCCAGGAUGCCUGUCACACACAUUUACAUGGACUGUCCCAGGACGCCUGUCACUACCAUCUACAUGGACUGACCCAGGACACCUGUCACUAUACAUCCAAUGGACUGUCCCAGGAUACUUGUCACUACCAUCUACAUGGACUGUCCCAGGACGCCUGUCACCACCAUCUACAUGGACUGUCCCAGGAUGCCUAUCAUUGCACAUCUACACAGACUGUCCCAGGAUGCCUGUCACACACAUUUACAUGGACUGUCCCAGGACGCCUGUCACUACCAUCUACAUGGACUGUCCCAGGACGCCUGUCACCACCAUCUACAUGGACUGUCCCAGGACACCUGUCACUACCAUCUACAUGGACUGCCCCAAGAUGCCUGUCAUUGCACAUCUCUAUUGACUGUCCCAGGACACCUGUCAGCAUAUCUGUAUGGACUGUCCCAGGAUGCCUGUCACCACACUGCCCACACACUAGUCCUCACUCGGCAUAUUGUGUGGCCUGGUCCUUCAGGCUCUUCUCUAUCCAUGUGAAACCUCCUUUUCUGCAUUUCAGCAAUCCUGGUAGUUAAAUACCUGGCCGAGGGACCCAGCAGAGCACCUGGCCCUGUCUGAGUGGGCAGGAAGGACAAGACGGCAACGAUGCCCGACUCGCCUGCCGAGGUGAAGACGCAGCCCCGCUCCACGCCCCCCGGCAUGCCGCCCCCAGCGCCUGCCGCGUCCCAGGGGGCCACCCGGCUCCCCUCCUUCACGCCUCACACAAAUCGAGAAGACGGGCCCACGAUGUCCCUGCCCCACGGCCGUUUUCAUGGCUGCUUAAAGUGGUCUAUGGUCUGUCUUUUGAUGAACGGCAGUCACUCGCCAACGGCCGUCAACGGGGCCCCGUCCACACCCAGCGGCUUCAGCAAUGGCCCGGCCACCUCGUCCACAGCCUCGCUGUCCACGCAGCACCUGCCCCCGGCCUGUGGGGCGCGGCAGCUCAGCAAGCUCAAGCGCUUCCUCACCACCCUGCAGCAGUUCGGCAGCGACAUCUCCCCGGAGAUCGGGGAGCGCGUCCGCACGCUGGUGCUGGGGCUCGUGAACUCCACGCUGACCAUCGAGGAGUUCCAUUCCAAGCUCCAAGAGGCCACCAACUUCCCUCUGCGUCCAUUUGUCAUCCCCUUCCUGAAGGCAAACCUGCCCUUGCUGCAGAGGGAGCUCCUGCACUGCGCCCGCCUGGCCAAGCAGACCCCCGCCCAGUACCUGGCCCAGCAUGAGCAGCUCCUACUGGACGCCAACGCCUCCUCGCCCAUCGACUCCUCCGAGCUCCUGCUGGACGUCAACGACAACGGCAAGAGAAGGACACCUGACAGGACCAAAGAGAAUGGGUCAGACCGUGACCCACUGCACCCCGACCACCUCAGCAAACGGCCGUGCACCCUGAGCCCCGCCCAGCACUACAGCCCCAGCAAUGGGCGGCCCCAGCCCACACCGCCGCACUACCGCCUCGAGGACAUGGCCGUGGCCCACCACUUCCGUGACUCCUACCGCCACCCUGACCCCCGGGAGCUGCGGGAGCGCCAUUGGCAACUCGCAGUGCAUGGGUCCCGGCAGGAGGAAGUGAUCGACCACAGGCUCACGGAGCGGGAGUGGGCAGAGGAGUGGAAGCAUCUCAACAACCUUCUGAACUGCAUCAUGGACAUGGCUGAGAAGACACGGCGGUCACUCACGGUCCUGCGUCAGUGCCAGGAAGCUGACCGCGAGGAGCUCAACCACUGGAUCCAGCGCUACAGUGACACUGAGGACGCCAAGAAGGGCCCCGUGCCUGCCACUGCCCGGCCCCUCAACAGCAACGUGGGCGCAGAGGGGUCUCAGCUGGACACCCACCGGGAGUUCGUGCCUAGGACCCUGUCUGGCUACAUGCCCGAGGAGAUAUGGAGGAAGGCUGAGGAGGCGGUGAAUGAGGUGAAGCGGCAGGCGAUGUCUGAGCUGCAAAAAGCCGUGUCGGACGCCGAGCGAAAGGCUCACGAGCUCAUCAGCACAGAGCGCGCCAAGAUGGAGCGGGCCUUGGCUGAAGCCCGGCGGCAGGCCUCGGAGGACGCCCUGACCGUGGUCAACCAGCAGGAGGACUCCAGUGAGAGCUGCUGGAACUGUGGGCGCAAGGCCAGCGAGACGUGCAGCGGCUGCAACGCGGCCCGAUACUGCGGCUCCUUCUGCCAGCACCGGGACUGGGAGAAGCACCACCACGUGUGCGGCCACAGCCUGCAGGGCCCCGUGGCCGCCGUGGCCGACCCGGGGCCCGCGCAGCCCGACGCCGCGGCCGGCCUGGGCCCCUGCCUGCCCGCCGGGGCCGCCAGCCCCAGCGAGGCCAGCUCCGCGGGGCCCUCCCGGCCCGGCUCGCCCGGCCCGCCCGGGCCCCUGGACGCCGCGCCCCGCUGACCCCCCACCCCGGCCCACGGAUGCCGCGCCCUCCGGCCCGCCCGGCCCCCCAGCCCGCCGGCCGCUGCCCCCGGCCCUGGGAGCCGCUGCUGCUACCGCUUCUCUCCAAAAGAAAAGAGAACCAACAAAAACUGCAUCAACGCAACUUCCUCAGCUACCUGGCGGUCUCACGCCACGACCGCUCCGAGCGUCCUCAGAGACCCCCACCGAGCUUUAGCCGGCAGAGUGGCCCAGCCGGAGCGUGACCGGCUCGCCCGCCGCCUGUCCCCCUCCCGCUCGCGCGCCCCCGCUUUCCUGUCGUUAUCACCCUCGUACGCUUUCUCUUUAACGAAGAAAUCUGUUGGGUGGCUUCUAUUUUCAGUGAAGAAUUUUGGGGGGUUUUGUGGAACAGACCUACUCAGAAGUGGAUAAAGGAAACGGGGGUUUUGUCCGCUUCCUGCUUAAAACGGGAAACAGAAAAUUGACAUCUUACAGCUGGAGGUCUGAGCCGCCGUGGCCCAGAAUCCACCCCAGGGGCACGUGGCCGACGCGGUGAAGACGGUAAGAACGAUUUCAAUUUCCAACUCGAGAAACAUUUUUCGGAGUUUUUUUUUCCUUUAAUGUCAAACUCUUCGGCUUUAAGUAGAAAUCCAAAAAGUUUUUAAAAAAAAAAAAAAAAAAAAGGAAAGGAAGCAUACCGGUAAACUACCUUACCAGCUAGCCAGCCAAGGACGCCGGACACACCUCUGCUCCAAAGGAAAUCCAAAAAGCAAACACAAGAAGUCAAAAUCCAAAAUGGUUUUGUCACUGCCAAAGUAUCCUAUCCACGGUUUUACUCCACUUUUGGAUUUGUUCAGGUGUCGUCCUGUUCUCUUGCUUUGAUUCCGUGUUUCGGGUUGUGGGGACAUUGGGGUUUGGAGGGUUUCACUCAACAAGAGGCCCCCUGGGUUUCUCUGCCACGACAGAGGGCUCCCCACCCACGUGAAUGCAUGUCCACAUGUGUCCGCGCGUGCGGGGGCCACCCCCAUCUGUCCUCACGCCCUCCGUGAAUUCUCAUCACAUUGCAUGUUUUCCACGCGAGAACGCGCUAACGUGUCCUUCCCAGGAGAGAGUAACUCUGAAGCCAAACUGUGACAAUCUUUUGGGUUGAUUCUUGACUGCGUCUCAAAGCUUGAGGAGACAGCAUCCGGGCCCUGGAACUGCUGCUUCUCCAUCUCUCCUCCUCUACCUCUCCUCGCACCCCACGAGGCUGCCCGCCGCCACCCCAGCCCCGGAGUCUGCUGUCCGCACUCUCCUCUCUGCACACAGUUGCAGAAAUAGAAGGAAAGCUACAAAAAGAACGCCCUCACCAGACCUACUGGAGAUUCGGUCAGCUGAAGAGAGCCCCACGUUUCUGUCUAGCUGCUCCUUGGGGGCACGGUCUCUCGGGGCCCCCAGCCCUGUCCCCUCACCCCACUCAGCUGCCCCAACCAUCUCAAGGAGGAAAUGAAGGAGUAAGGAAGCCCUCGCGUGUACUCCGUGGCAGGACCCACGGUGGACGCGGCCCAUGGCCUGGCAUUUCCUGGCAUCGCGGUGAGAGAGUCCCAGGACUGCAGUGCAAUAUGGGGAGUGACCAGCUACUGAAACCGGGGCUCCUGGGGGCCCCGCCGAGAGGCAAGAAAUCAAGAGUAUACGCUAAUGUGAAUGUAUAUAGUCCUUGCAGAGGUCCAAAUAAUGAUGUUCAUGAUGGUGAUAAUAAAGAAGGGAUGUUUGCCAAAUAAAACCAGAGCGAAACCGCGGAAGUAUAUAAAGCUUAGGAAGUAGAUUUUCAAAGAAAUUGGAACUGUGGUCCUGUGGGGAGCAGUGUGUUUGUGUGAUUGCUGUGAUUUUUUCCAGAGCUGUAGGAAUUCAUCAUUCGGUCCUGGGAGGAAGGGUUCCAUCCAGGGGCCGCAGAUCAGGUGCCAUCCCAAAUCCUGCCUGACGGUGGAACCUGCAUUCUGGAAGUCGAGAUAGACCCAUCUUAUCCUCCAGAAAUGUCCCCAGCCUCAAGCCACGGGUCCGUGCACCUGUCAAAGGUUCGCUUUCGUGGGUUUCAGAAAAGCAAGGACCAGUUCGGGAUUUGGGCUCUCGAUGAGACUCUGGAAUCCCACCUGUCGUGUGUCCAGGCUUCUGUCUUUCUCUCUGGCAAGCGCCGAACCUAUGAAAACAGUAGUUUUGGAUGUGCACCUUGGAAGCAGGUGUUUUUGGACUCUGUUCCCCAAGGUUGUGUCCAGAGAGCGUCUGGCCCAAGUACACUGGGGGUCUGGGUGAGCAGGUCUAAGGCCCCGAUGACCCAUGUCCCUGAUGUCGGGACUAGAGUGAGGCCGCUGCUCUGAGGCAAGGCCUGCAGGAGCCCUCACUUGGGACCAGCUGGUCUGCUCUGCCAGCCUGUCUCCCUGCCCCUCACAAGGCCUCCCUCUGGGGACGAGCAGGUGCACCAGGGAGUGUAGCAUGUCGGCUGGCUGGGGGUGCCCCUGCCACACCAGAGGCCAAGGGUCCGAGAUGGGGCAGACCCUCCCACCCUAGCUGUUGGGAACAGGUCACCCUCGAGCCAGCUCUAAAAGGCCAUCUUCCCGGUGUGGUUCCUACAUCCAUGUCCCGUAUAUCAAAAAGCCAGCCUCCAGGGGGCUGCAGUAGCCCGGCAUGAAGAGCUGACCCCAGGCUGAUGGAUGGAGCCCCUGCAGGCUGAGAGCAUGGCAGGAUCAGGGCAUGGCAGCCGGGUGGGGUAGGGGGCCUGCAGUGAGGAAGCUGAGGCCCAGAGCCAGCAGCAGGGAGAUACCCUGGUAAGUGCUGUGUCCGCCAGCACCCAGCAGCUCCUUCCACCCAGGGAAGCCUGAGAGGGGCCCUGGGGCUCGGUCCAUGUUUUGGGGGCUGGUGUUCCUGUCCGUCACUGUGCUCAGGCCCCAUUCGGCCAAAGACCUCACAGGAGAACCAAACACAGGAUCGAUAGCUUUGGGGAGGGGCUGUGGCAGAGUUUCUGUUGUAGGAGAUGGGCUAGAGUGUGCACCUGUCCUGUGUAAAGAGGGGAUCUACAGAAGGGGAUCUAGCCUCCUGCCCUCUGCUCAGAGACUAUCGUGCCCUCCUGAGCUUAUGAACCACUGGCCAGAGGGCAGCGUGCAAGGGUCUCCUUCCCACCGGCCACCACCACACAGGUGACCCAGUGAGAUGCAGAUGCUCAUGGAGCCUCCCUCCCCCUAAAUCAAACUAAAAGGGCUCCUCUCCUGUUCUGAGCCCCAAGCUGCCGCAGGAAGGCAGAGCGAGACUGGCAGGUCAGGUGGCAGCCAGAGCUCCCUCGUCCAGAGCCAGGCCACAUAUGGUGCACAGAUGGGGGGUGCGGGGCCAACGAGAUGGAUGCUGGCACCCCUAGGCCCUCUCACUCCCCAGUGUGUGACCCCUCGACCUUUCCCACCUCCUCCUCUGCCUCCCCUGUUUCCCAUCCUGCCCUGGACCCAGGCUGGCCUUUCCAUUAGGACAUGUCACUGUCCCCAGGUGGUAUCUGACGGGUGUCCGAACAAGGACCAGUGCUGCCUCCUCCACGUGUGAACAGGUUGGCGCACCCCAGACCCCAUCGGAAUAGAGGGUCCCCAUCCCCACAGCUCACCAGGACCAAAGGGAAGCCUCAGGUGUUACCAGGAGCAAAGAGGACAGAUGGAUACAGCCUUGGGGGUCCAGAAGGGUCAGGGCCAGGACAAGAGGAGCCAGAUGCCCAGGCAAGGGGCUUCCCCCAUGGGAUCCACAGGUGGAGCCACUCACUAGAGGCCUCUAGAGCUUCAGCAGCAGGGGAGAUGGACAGGAGAGGGGCUGGGAGGUACUGGUUUUAGUUUCAUCUCAAUGACAUGGUGGAAAGAGAUCAGGACAGGCCCUAACUUUCUCUUUUGCCAAUUUUCCCAAAUAUAUCCUCAAAAUGACACCAAAGUCCCUUCAUUGUUAUCCACCCAUCCUGCCUGUUCCAGCCUACUCUAGGAAGCAUGGCUGGCCAUUACUCUGCCCAUCCCCCCAGCCAACCUACAAUUGUUUCUUGAUUCUUUUAUUUCAUCAGCUCACCCUUCUGACCAAUCAGUCAUCUGUCUGGCCAUCCAUCCAUCCACCCACCCACCCAUCCAUCCAUCCACCUAUCCAUCCAUCCACCCAUCCACCCAUCUACCCAUCCACCCAUCUACCCAUCCAUCCAUCCAUCCAUCCAUCCAUCCAUCCAUCCAUCCAUCCAUCCAUCCACCCAUCCACCCAUCCACCCAUCCAUCCAUCCAUCCAACCAUCCACCUAUCCACCCACCCACCCCAUCCAUCUACCCAUCCAUCCACCCGUCCUUCUGUCCAUCCAUCCAUCCAUCCAUCCACCCAUCCUUCCGUCCAUCCAUCCAUCCACCCAUCCACCCAUCCAUCCAUCCACCCACCUUCCAUCUAUCCAUCCACCCACCCAUCCAUCCACCCAUCCAUCUGUCCAUCCAACCACCCACCCAUCCAUUCACCCACCUGUCCAUCCACCCGUCCACCCACCCGUCCAUCUGUCUAUCCAUCCAUCCACCCAUCCACCCACCCAUCCAUGUAUCCAUCCAUCCACCUAUCCACCCACCCAUCCACCUAUCCACCCACCCAUCCCUCCAUCCACCUAUCCAUCCAUCCACCCACCCACCAACUCACCCAUUCAGCCAAACACCCACCCAUUCAUCUGUCCAUCUAUUACUCUAUCCCAGCUGCCACUUGAUUCCACCCUCCCCCAUUCAAACUUUCACUUAAUCACCUCUCUAUUCACCAUCCACCCCAAUACAUACCAGUCACAUAUCUGUCCAUCUCUUCUCCAAUCUAACCCACACAGCCAUGCCUCAGUCCAUCCACCCUGUCCACUUCCAUCCUCUGAACCCAGAGUAGCAUCACCAAGUCCCCCAGUAUUCCAAAGCAACAAGGGCAAUUUGGAUCUUCCCAUGACCUCGACUGCCCUAAAGGAAUCUGCCUGUCGGCUCAGCAAGCUUCCCCAGUGCCUCAACCAUUGGUCCAGGCCUGCUCCAGGGACAGAUAAAGCUCUGCUGCAGGCAUUGUAAGUAGACUGGACCAAUGUCCUAGCAACAGCUUUGGCCAGUCUGGGCCAGCCUGGCAAGUGUGGUGGCCAUGGGCCAGGAGCACUCAUUGGGAGAUGGCCCACACACCUGCUCAGGGGCCCUGUGACCAGAGCCACCAGUCAGGGUGAGCACAUUCCCUGGCAAGACCCCAACAUUGUGGGUGUCCUGUCCUUGUCUCCAAGGGUCACUGCCCGGAGGAGGUGUCCUCAGGAAAGGAGGGGGAGGGGCAGAAAGAUGCCAGUGCUUCUGGAGCUCUUCUCCCCGGGUAUGCAUGGCUCGCUCUGCCUCCUUCCCACUCCCAUCCUCCAUCCUGGGCUACCAGACUCUGGAAAUUAGCCCUUUAGGGCUCUGGAGAGCUAUAGGAACAGACCCUGCCCAAGCUGAAUUUGGUUGAUGGCGUGGGCGGGGGGAGAGGGGCGCAGAUCUCUGGGACACUAGAGGCCCCGCACUUCCUAGCUCCAGGCUCCCAUGCCACACGGGAUAUUUUCCAAAAUGGGACUGGGCGCAAGUUCCCCAGACGAUGGUCCUGCUAGCAGGAUUGGAGGAGAAAACAGAACACAAGGAGCUAGAUUGGGGGUACAUAAGGCCUGGGGAGCCCAGCAUCUGCGACAGCACCUAUCUGGUCCCCCACAGUUCUGGAAAACUCAAUUUUGCAUGCUUUCUAUUCCUUUUGUUUCAAUUCAGCUGGCUGCUGGAGUGCCACCCCAAAGACCCCUUGUGAUACGUCGGGACUCAAACUGGAGCCUGUUUUUUAAAUAUUAGAACAGAGGCAGUGGACACCCUUGCUGUCCACAGGGACGAGGGGGCCCAGCCAGGCUGGCCUCCAGGGUGUCAGGCCCUGGGAACAGGCUCAUGGGGAUUGGAUGGAUUUUUCCUCUUCUCCUUUUUUUUUUUUUUUUUUAAACUCCUCAAAAGGAGUUGGAGCGAGUGUUGUUUCAUUUUCCUGUGACGGGCUUUCCUCAGCGCUGUGGAACCCAUGGCAUGCCGUCCCCGUUGUGUGUCCCCUGAUGUGCUUUGUUUGACCUGGGUGCUGUAAGACGUCAUGAUUCAGGUCACGUCCGUUAUCUGUGUCGUGUAAUAAAGCCAACGUUUGCCAU